This is a messenger RNA of Musa acuminata subsp. malaccensis (wild Malaysian banana), 1501 nucleotides long. It is a transcript of the gene PL1, whose product is annotated as probable pectate lyase 18. Lineage: Eukaryota; Viridiplantae; Streptophyta; Magnoliopsida; Zingiberales; Musaceae. The record is from RefSeq and is a predicted model, not a curated record. Gene Ontology annotation, molecular function: pectate lyase activity.
CUCUUCGCAUUACUCACAACUCUCAACUUACCGGAGAACAAAAAUGGCAGCAUUCUUGUUCUUCCUCACCAUCGCAGCCUUCACUGCCCCCAUCUACUCUUCUCGUGCACCCUUAACGUCAGCAGCUGUCCGCGACCCUGAAUUAGUAGUACAGGAAGUACAAAGAAGCUUGAACGUGUCGCGGCGGCGACUGGGCUACUUGUCCUGCGGCACCGGCAAUCCGAUCGACGACUGCUGGCGGUGCGACCCUGACUGGGCCGACAACCGGCAGCGGCUCGCGGACUGCGCCAUCGGGUUCGGGAAGAACGCGAUUGGGGGCAGGGACGGCGAGAUAUACGUGGUGACCGACAGUGGCGACGACGACCCCGUCAAUCCGAAGCCGGGCACGCUCCGGUACGCCGUCAUCCAGGAGGAGCCGCUGUGGAUCAUCUUCAAGCGCGACAUGGUCAUCCAGUUGAAGGAGGAGCUCAUCAUGAACUCCCACAAGACCAUCGACGGCCGGGGCGCCAGCGUCCACAUCUCCGGCGGGCCGUGCAUCACCAUCCAGUACGUCACCAACAUCAUCAUCCACGGCGUCCACAUCCACGACUGCAAGCAGGGCGGGAACGCGUACGUGCGCGACUCCCCAGGGCACUACGGGUGGCGCACGGUGUCGGACGGCGACGGGGUGUCCAUCUUCGGCGGCAGCCACGUCUGGGUCGACCACUGCACGCUGUCCAACUGCCACGACGGCCUCAUCGACGCCAUUCAUGGAUCCACCGCGAUCACCAUUUCCAACAACUACUUGAGCCACCAUGACAAGGUCAUGCUGCUGGGUCACAGCGACGAGUUGACGUCCGACAAGAGCAUGCAGGUCACCAUAGCCUUCAACCACUUCGGGGAAGACCUGGUUCAGAGGAUGCCAAGGUGUCGGCAUGGCUAUUUCCACGUGGUGAACAAUGACUACACCCACUGGGAGAUGUACGCAAUUGGUGGGAGUGCUGCUCCCACUAUAAACAGCCAAGGCAACAGAUUUCUUGCGCCCAAUGAUCGGUUCGCAAAAGAGGUGACUAAACGCGAGGACGCACAGGAGAGCGAGUGGAAGAAGUGGAACUGGAGGUCGGAAGGGGACCAGAUGCUGAACGGAGCCUUCUUCACGCCGUCCGGGGCCGGAGCUUCGUCGAGCUACGCGAAGGCUUCGAGCUUGGGGGCCAGGUCGUCGUCUCUCGUCGGGACCAUCACUGUCUCUGCCGGCGUUCUCUCGUGCAAGAAGGGAUCCCGCUGUUGAACCUCGACCACCACAAGCAGCUCAAAGCGAUGCCGAUAUAUAUAUCUAUAUAUAUUUAUUCUCUUAUUGUUGCUCAUUUCUCUUCUUUCACGUACUGCAUGGUUAGUCAUUACGAUACCAACCUCUGCCUGUUAAUCUGUGAACCACUUGGGUUCAAAGUGGAAAACCCCAUCUGGUUUCCUGUGCAGAUGUGUUGAUACUACUUGACUUGGGAUUUGUCUAAGAAUGCCUAUU